Molecule: messenger RNA, 447 nt
Organism: Rhizoctonia solani
Lineage: Eukaryota; Fungi; Basidiomycota; Agaricomycetes; Cantharellales; Ceratobasidiaceae
Exons: 2
Coding region: 1-447 (148 amino acids)
Source: RefSeq, a predicted model, not a curated record
AUGGAACCAGAGCCAACCCUUGGCGCUCUCCUUGAGGCUAUCACAGCCCUCACAACCACAGUUGGGUCCCUUCAGGACCAAAUUAGAGCACAAGGCCAACAGCUCAACAAGCUCAAAGCCAUAUGCAAGGAGACCGCCAACAUCAUUGGUGACAAGGACCAAGGAGCUCCUCAAGCCAAGCCUGACCCAUUGACUGGGCCUGUCACUCCCCAACCCACACUGGGGGAGAAGCCACACUCCAGGCAUGAAGAAGAGGAACCAAGACAAGCCCCCAAAAAGGAGCCUCAGAGAACGCCUAGGAGUCUCAGCUCCCUCACCCCCUUUGAUGCAGGGUCCUCUGUAAAGCAGCCCAAAAUGGAUCUCCCCAACCCCUAUAAGGGAGAUACCAGGGGACGCAAGGCAACUCAAUGGCUUGACUGCAUGCUGUUAUGGGUUGCCCUCCAUUGA